Molecule: messenger RNA, 345 nt
Organism: Psilocybe cubensis
Lineage: Eukaryota; Fungi; Basidiomycota; Agaricomycetes; Agaricales; Agrocybaceae
Exons: 2
Coding region: 1-345 (114 amino acids)
Source: RefSeq, a predicted model, not a curated record
AUGUUUUUCAACAAGUCCUUCUCCGCUCUCGCCGUUGCCCUUCUCUUCUCUGUUUCUGCUCAGGCGGCCACCAUCGUCGCCUACAGCGGAAACACUUGCAAUGGCAACGUUGGCAACACCGUGCCUUGCGAUGGAAGCUGCCGUUCAUUCUCUGGAAGGCAUUCUCUGAAGAUCAGCGGUGGUGGACCUGGAAACUGUGUCACCGUUUACAACAAAGCUGGAUGCCAACACGAGAGGUUCGACCAAUGGACUUCCUUCAGGCUCGAUUCUGGUGUUUGCCGCAAUAUCAAUACCGGAUACGGAGUGGAAUCCUUCAGAUGCUCAACCGAUGUCUGCCUUUCUUAG